Symbiodinium sp. CCMP2456 is the source of this 675-nucleotide messenger RNA. The record is from the annotation of a GenBank genome assembly. NCBI's taxonomy places the organism in Eukaryota, Dinophyceae, Suessiales, Symbiodiniaceae.
CUCUUCCCUCGCGGACUUCGCCAACUUCCGCGCACUGGUCGAGCAGACCAUCGACCUCAAGCAAGCGGAGCUGAGGAACUACUGCAUCAGCACGGCCUUCGACCCGUCCCUGAAGCAGCUGGCAAAGCAGCGCGACACCAUGAGGGAGCAGAUGGAGGAAGCGCGAGCCGACGUGGAGAAGAAGUUGGGCCUCGGAGGCAACAAGGCCAAGGACGGGCGCCUGUCCUUGACCGAAUGUCCGGAAGGCCUGGCCUUGAGAGCCACGAAGAAGCAUCAGCAGGCCAUCCAGGCCUUCACGGGGAAGCCGACCCUGAAGGUCCUUUCCAUCAAGAAGCAGGAGGUGAUCUUUACCACUGCAGAGCUUGGAAAGCUGAACAAGCAGCUGCAGCAGGCAGUGGACGACUAUCAGAAACAGACCGAUGCGCUCGUCAGCAAAGCGCUGAAGGUGGCGUCAACCUACUGUUCCGUGGUGGAGCGGCUUGCCGACGUCCUCGCCGACCUGGACGUCUUCGCUGCUCUUGCGCGCACGGCCCUGGCAGCGCCCUGCACCUUCGUGCGUGCGGAGGUAGACGAGACAGGUAAAGACUACGUCAUUGAUGGCGCUGUGCAUGUGCUGGUGGUCGCGAACUCCCAGCAGAGCUACGUCGCGAACGAUUUGGACAUGCACCGGGAUAC